Molecule: messenger RNA, 1510 nt
Organism: Lagopus leucura (white-tailed ptarmigan)
Lineage: Eukaryota; Metazoa; Chordata; Aves; Galliformes; Phasianidae
Gene: HDAC8
Product: histone deacetylase 8
Exons: 11
Coding region: 28-1134 (368 amino acids)
Molecular function (GO): histone deacetylase activity
Source: RefSeq, a predicted model, not a curated record
GGCGCCCGGCCCGGUGUGGCGGCCCUGAUGGCGGCGGGGCCGCCCGUGGCCUACGUGUACAGCCCGGAGUACGCGGCCCUGUGCGAUUCCCUGUGCAAAGUGCCCAAACGGGCCAGCAUGGUGCACUCGUUGAUCGAGGCGUAUUCCUUGCUCGACCACAUGAUGAUAAUCAAGCCCAAAGUGGCUUCCAUGGAGGAGAUGGCAAGCUUCCACACAGAUGCUUACCUGCAGCACCUGCAGAAGGUCAGUGAGGAGGGGGAUGAUGACCACCCAGAAUCUGUGGAGUAUGGACUGGGUUACGACUGUCCGGCUACUGAAGGGAUCUUUGACUACGCAGCAGCCGUGGGGGGAGCCACCAUCACUGCAGCCCAGUGCCUGCUGGAUGGCAAGUGCAAGGUAGCAAUUAACUGGCCUGGAGGGUGGCAUCACGCAAAGAAAGAUGAAGCUUCUGGCUUUUGUUACCUGAACGAUGCUGUCCUGGGCAUCCUGCGGCUGCGCCAGAAAUUUGACCGCAUCCUUUACAUCGAUUUGGAUUUGCAUCACGGGGAUGGUGUUGAAGAUGCCUUUAGCUUCACCUCGAAGGUCAUGACUGUUUCCCUGCACAAGUUUUCGCCAGGAUUUUUCCCAGGCACAGGAGAUGUGACAGAUGUUGGCCUGGGGAAAGGUCGCUAUUACAGUGUGAAUGUGCCUAUCCAGGAUGGCAUCCAGGAUGAGAAAUAUUACCAGAUCUGUGAGACCGUGCUGAAGGAGGUGUAUGCUGCCUUCAGCCCUGAGGCAGUGGUGCUACAACUGGGGGCUGACACCAUUGCUGGAGACCCCAUGUGCUCCUUCAACAUGACACCUGAGGGAGUGGGCAAGUGCCUGAAGUACGUCCUGCAGUGGCAGCUGGCAACUCUCAUCCUGGGAGGAGGAGGCUACAACCUUGCCAACACAGCCCGCUGCUGGACGUACUUGACUGGGGUCAUCCUUGGCAGAUCUCUGUCCUCUGAGAUCCCUGAUCAUGAGUUCUUCACAGAGUAUGGUCCUGACUACGUGCUGGAGAUCACACCCAGCUGCAGGCCGGACCGCAACGAGCCACAGAGAGUUCAAGAAAUUCUUAACUUGAUCAAAGGCAAUCUGAAGCACGUGGUUUAGUGGAGAAGGGAAGGCUCAGGUUCCUGUAACAGCAUUGCUCUGUUGGAGAGAUGUUUCCAGAGCAGCUGAUGACAUUUGUGGCUGCAGGAGGAAUAUGAAGAGGUUACUGUUGGUUCGUUGGUGAAUCCAUUUCUCUUUAAAAAAGCAAAGCCUGCUGUGUGCCAUGGAUCUCCAUGGGUGGGAGAGCGUGCCCUCCAGCCACAGGUUUCCCAGGCCAGCAGAGCCUCUCUUGCUCAUCUCUCUUCCCUUUUUUAACAUGGUUAAAGAUUAUUCUCACAACUGGUUUUAAAUGUUUUUUAAGAGACAGGCCACUGCAAGCUGUGUUUUAAACUGAUGGGCAUUUUUUUUUCCCACAUAAAAUAUUUGAAAUACUCCA